Molecule: messenger RNA, 1784 nt
Organism: Aspergillus melleus
Lineage: Eukaryota; Fungi; Ascomycota; Eurotiomycetes; Eurotiales; Aspergillaceae
Exons: 1
Coding region: 234-1784 (516 amino acids)
Source: RefSeq, a predicted model, not a curated record
GUGUAUGGAAAUCGAAUCUUAGCAACCAGCUGCCAGCCUCUGCUAGGCAUGGAUGAUGCCGUAUAAGGUGGACAAAAAUCAAACCACGAAGUACGUCGUUCGCUAGAAACGAUCGCUCUUCUCUCUGGGCCAGAAGUCAAAGGAAAUUGUUGAAAGCCGUUAUUGUGGCCCGAAAUCCGGAUCGUCAGUUUCUAGCGUCACUAAGGGGCCGACCACUCGGUAUAUCCGAGCGAAUGCGAAUUCCCCAGAUUUUCAUAAGUUCUCUUCAUCCAACUGACAAACCCGACACGCAGACAUCUCGUCGCAGAUAUACUCCCUUUGCUAUGAAGUUGCUAGUUAUUCUUGGGGCUGUGAUAGCCGCUACUACGGCCGCUCCUGGAUUCACCCAGUUGCAAGUUCAAACAUCCAAUGGCAUUGUUCAGGGAACCGUCAACAGCAGUUACCCAAAUGUUCGACAAUUUCUCGGAAUUCCGUAUGCAAAGCCACCAGUCGGCGACCGACGAUGGCUUCCUCCACAGGGCUUAGAAGACCAUUCCACAGGCUUGGUCAACGCGACUGCAAUGCCCCCCGCCUGUCCGCAGAGCCUGAUCGCCAUGGGAAAGGGGCCGUUUGGAAAGUUUGCCCCCCAAACUAUGGUCGCAGGAGCCAUAAACGAAGACUGCCUAUCGCUAAGUGUUUGGGCUCCGAAUAACGGAAAGAAGGAUUUGCCGGUCAUCAUCUGGCUCCACGGCGGCCAGUACCUUUACGGCGGCACCAAUGUUCGCCCCUGGAUUCCAUCACCAUGGAUUGAGCGUUCGCAGGAGCACAUCAUCGUGGCCGUUCAAUAUCGAUUGAAUAUCUUCGGCUUCCCCGCGGCUCGUGGGCUGAAGGAUCAAAACCUGGGGAUCCUCGACCAGCGUCUUGGCAUGGAAUGGGUGCGCCGGAACAUCGCGCAGUUUGGCGGAAACCCCGAGCAGAUGAUUCUUUGGGGAGAAAGCGCCGGGGCCAGCAGUACCGAUAUAUUGAACUUCGCGUAUCCAGACGAUCCGAUCGUGCAGGGGUUUGCCUGUAACUCGGGUUCGGCCUUUCUAACAGUUGACACGCGAUCGAAUGAUGUGCAGGGUUCGAACUUCAGCACAGUAGCAUCGCACUUUGGGUGUGCCGGAUCCGCUGAGAAGGAGCUUGCUUGUCUGCGCUCUGUUCCUGCGGCGAAAAUCACAUCCUACCUCGGUGCUGGAGGGGGCAGUAACCUGACCUUCCUCCCGUACAUCGAUGACAAAGUCGUCUUCAACAAUUACACGCAGCAGUAUCACCGUCGACACGUGAGCGGAAAGCCAGCCCUUUUCGGGUCAAACAAGGACGAAGGGACCUUGAUGGCUGGCGGAUAUGACUCCCCCGAAGCCAGAGAGAUCACGUAUUCAAAAUUUGAAUGUCCGGUGCCUUACUCGACGGCCCGCCGAGAGGAACUUGGCCUGACCACCUAUCGGUAUCAGUAUCGAGGAAACUUUUCUAACAUCGAUUCGCUUCCGAGUCUUGGGGCGUACCAUUCGUCGGAGUUGCCAUUGAUUUUCGGCACCGCGGACGACGUGUUUGGACCGAACACUCCGUUCGAGAAAGCCGUGAGCCAGGAGAUGCAAGAUCUGUGGGUGGCCUUUGCUAAAGACCCCGAGACUGGGUUGAAGCGCCAAGGAUGGCCCAUCUCAACGAGUGAUAAGUUUAUGGCGCUGGGGGAAAAGGAAGUCUCUUCUGUAUUGUUGGAUGUGACGAUUGAUGGCCCAUGCGAAGACUAUUAUUCGUUGUACUGA